AAAGGCUUGUAGUUGUCUCUCUCCCCCGAUUUACCCAAUUUUCCAAACCCUCGUUCAACCCCCCUCUCUACCCGUUAGAACAUAAAAACGAAAUUAAAACAGAAACUCGGAAAGGGCAAAAAUCGACCAUGGAUUCUUACAGACCGCACCAGCAGCAGUACAUGAGGCCACCGCCACCUGCCACGUCGGAUCCGUACCUCUACCAACAGCAGCAACCACCGCCUCCGCCACCGCCAAGACCACCACUCCCUCAGCAGCAGCAGCAAGGCGCGUGGUACUCGAACCAGAACCAGUACCAAUACCACUCAUUACAGUCCCCGUCGCCUCCUCCGCAACAGUGGGGUCCGCCACCUCACGUCGACCAUCUGCCUCCCCCGCCGGGCUCUUAUCCUCCGCCACCGCCUCCUCCUUAUUCUGCGCACCACUAUCGCCCUCACGGACCUCCUCAGUCUUAUCAUCCUCAGGAGUGGGCAGCUCAGAGUCGGCCGAAUAACCAAGGUUGGGAAUACCCAGCCCAUAACAAUGAGCAAGAUUGGGCAGCCAAGGCUAGGGCAUGGGCAGCUAGGACGGCAAUGGAGAACCAGGAUCAGCAAUCGCAGUUUACUCCAGCCGGCAGACCAGAAGAACACUCUCAUUAUCAUGAGCAGUAUCCUCAAAGUCAGCACCAGUCUCUUUCUGCAUCUAGCUAUCAACAGGUUUCAGUUUCAGGGACACCGGCACACCGGCCACCAGGAGUUCAUCCCCAGGACACUACCUAUAUCGGCUCCGAACCAUCUUCUUAUGGACAUCAUGCUGUCAGAUCUGCAAUUCCAUCUGUUCAUCAGCAGGAGGUACCUUCUAGUUAUUCUUCUGUUACAGGCAAUGACGCUUCUGCAGAACUGAAUGAGCACUCUUACAACUUCUUACCUAUGCCAAAUUCCUCAGGUCAGGAAGGACAGCACCAUAUGCAACAAUCUCAUGCAAUACCAUUUGGAUAUGGCAGUCAUUCUGCAGAUCCAGCAGCCAAUCUUGCUGACCAGCCUUUAGAAUUUGCAUCUGGGUUUAAUUCUGAUCAUGGUGCUCACGCAUCCAGCUAUCCUUAUCAUGAUUCAGGUGGAAGUAUAAGAGGUGUGGACCCUGCUACAACAAUUCCUUCCAUGAAUUCUUGGACUGUUUCUGUUACACCUGGUGUGGUAUAUCCUCCUACCCUUCCAGUUCUACCAUCAGGACCACAGCAUGAUCCUUCUAUGACGAUACCCUCUCCGGUCCCUGGAAAUGCUCCACAUUCAUUUGGUAGUUUUCCUGGAUUGAGCCUCCAGCCAACAAUUCCAACCACUGGUCCUCCCUUUGCUCUCACUGCAGGAACUGCUGGUCAUCCUACUGUGGCUUUCCCUGGUGAUGCAUACGGAGUUUCUACAAUUUCUGAGCGCCCAAAAAAGGCUGCAGUGCCUAAUUGGCUUAGAGAGGAAAUUAAGAAAGUAAGCAUCACAAAUUCCACCAUGGACCAUCUCAAGGAGGAAACACAGUCUGUUGAGGAUGAAGGUGUUGACAGAUCUUUUGGGAAGGGUGAUCAAGCCGAUAGCAAAAGCAUUGAUUCUUCUAGAUCAACUGAAGAAGAGGAUGAUGAGGAUGAGGUGGAGGCAGCUCGGACUGCAGCAAUUAACAAGGAAAUAAAGCGUAUCCUAACUGAAGUUCUCUCAACGGUUACUGAUGAGCUCUUUGAUGAAAUUGCAACAAAAGUUCUUAGUGAAGAUGAUCUAACAUCUGAAGUUGGACAGGGCAGACUCCCAUCAAACCAUAAGGUAUUGCCAUCUACCCCAGCAGUUUCAGAUGCCAAGGCUUCUGCGAAGCUUCUAAUUCCAGUCAAGACUAGGGAAUCUGAGAUUGAAGAUGUCGGUGAAAAAUCUAGCUCCAGUUCACCUGGUGAUAUAUUGGGUCUUGCAAAUUAUGCUACUGAUGAAGAUGACGACGAUGAUGAUGGAGGUGGUGAAAUUCCGAGUUCUGGUGUGCCAAAAUCUGGGAAAGAUCAGUUUACUGUUAGAAAGUCUCAUGAGUCGCAUGAUGCCACUGCAAAUGGCAGUUCUCCAGUAGAGCUUGAAGAGCACAGGAGAAGUCAGACAAGUUUGCCGGAUGAUCUGAGCAAAAGUGAUAUUAGUUAUAAUAGAAACAAGAGUGAGGAAAGUAAUGUUGAUAAAUAUCUGCAAGAUGGGACUACUGUGGAACCUGAACUAUCUACGGAAAAUGUUAAUGUCAAAAAGACAACCAAAAAUGACCCACAAAGUAGGGAGUCCAGGAUGAAGCCAGAUAAGCAUGAUCAACAUGAGAGUAAAAGGAGUUCUUUGAAAGAAAAUAAGGAGGUAGACAGUGGUAAGAUUAGGACAGACGAGAAGGGUGAUGAGAAUCGUAGGAGGCAGGAUGAGAGGCCUCUGAGAAAGGAAAGGACAGAUGAUCGGAAUGGUUCAAAAGAAAAGAUCAAAGACCAAAAUGUUAAGCCUGGAGAUAAAGCAAAGGAAUCUGAUUCAAGAAAAAGGUCUUCCCUUGUUGAUGUCAACGAGGACAAAAGAGAAACAGAUAGACUCCGUAGAGAUAGUUCUAAAGAAGAUGUGAGCAGAAAAAGAGAACGAACAAAGAAUAAGGAGGAUGAUAGAUCAAGACGUAAACAUUCUACUGACUCAAGCAGGCACAAGAGAAGGCGCUCCUCUUCCAUUGACAGCAGGGAUAACUCGGUUAAUCAUGCCAAUCAUUCAAGUGAUGAAUCUUCUGAGGAUUCUAAAAGGAAGGUACAUUCAAGGAGACGUCACUCAUCACGUUCACCUGUCAGGUCUAGGAGAAGACAAGUUUCGCGGUCUCCACAUAGCAAGCAUUCUCAGCGCAGGCAUUCUCCCUACUCUUCUCUUGAUAGCAACAGGGGGAAAGGGUCAAGAUCCAGAUCACCUGCAUUUGGAAGGGGAGGCGCCGGUCUGUGGUCUGUUUGGCUAUGUGGGUUUGCGCUGAUUGGUCUCUCUUUCUAUGCCACUCAGAGGCUACCUUCCAUCAAGGAUCAGAUCAUGAUGAGUCCCAAGCUCGGUCAACGAGUUGGUGACGUUGCAGAGACGCCGAGGAUUAUCAUAUUCUCGGCGCCGAGGUCGUUUAGUGGUCCUGUUGGGGAUAGGCAGAGUCUAGCUCUUCGUUCAUGGCUAGCUUUGUCACCAGAGAUUACGGUUGUGCUGUUCAGCAAAGACCCUUCUGUUGUUUCUUUUGCUCAAGGGUUUGGUUCUCGGGUUGUGGUGGAUCCCAACAUUGACUUCACGUUCCUCGGUACCCCAUUUUUUCAUUCGAUGAUGGCAAGAACAUGGUAUUUUUCACCAGACAUAUCUGUUCUGGUUGAUCCAGAAACAAUUGUUUUACCUGACUUCAUUUCCACCCUGAAUUAUGCUUACAAUCUUGAUGAUGAUUGGCUUCUAGUUGCUUCAUCACAAAAUGUCUCCUACUUCCCAUUCUACUUGGAUGAGGAUGGAAAGCAUUGGCGAAGGGAGGAUGGCAAAUCAAUGAGAACACAUGAGUUGCAGGAGAUAAUUGGUCAUAGUUGGCAGCAGACCCCCUGCGAACAGAAAUUGCUUAUGGCUUGGAAUAGUGGAGAUCUUGCCCUAUAUUCUGGAGUCCUUCCUCCUUUUUUGUAUGGUAGGGGGGUGCACAAUAGUUGGGUCAUUAAUGAGGCCUUGUCAUCAGAGCUUAGGUUUGUAUUUGAUGCCAGUUGGACAAUCUCAAGCUUAUAUCUGAUUAGUCAGGAGCAUCUGAAUAACUGGACUGUUGGAGCUUCCGAUGCUUUAAUUUUUGAAAGAAGAAGCUGGGAAUAUGCUGGAAACUCUCAUGUUGGAGCAUUAUAUGGAUCAUUGUCUCAUUAUGAAACUAAUAAUUCUAGCUUGAUAAAACUUUUGAAAUGUGACGGCCAAUAUAUCUUUGUCAACAAAACGGAAAACAUUUGUUCGUCUGCAUACCGACGUGCUGGCUUGGGUUCCUGGUGGAAGAAGAAAAGUUUGGGUUGGGUUGAGGGUGUUAAAUCACAAGGCGAGUUAUUAGAUUGCACUCCUAUGGUUCCCACAAAGCAUUCAAAACCAUUAGACUAUCCAUUUUCCUUAGAGACACUUCUACCAUUAAAUGCAGACAAAAAUAAGACAAUUGUGCUUGCUGCUGCUGGAUAUAGUUACAAGGACAUGCUAAUGAGCUGGGUGUGUAGAAUGCACCACCUACAGGUCACAAAUUUUAUCAUUUGUGCCCUCGACCAGGAGAUCUACGAGUUCUCUGUCUUGAUGGGCCUGCCUGUAUUCAGGGAUCCAGUUGCACCAAGUGAGAUAAGCUUCAAUGAUUGCCACUUCGGAACAAAAUGCUUUCAGAAGGUGACCAAAGUGAAAUCCAGAAUGGUUUUAAAGAUACUAAAGAUGGGUUACAACGUACUUCUUAGUGACGUGGAUGUGUAUUGGUUUGGAAAUCCAUUGCCAUUGCUCUGGUCUUUUGGUCCUGCUGUUCUUGCAGCUCAGUCGGAUGAAUUCAACAAAACAGGACCAAUUAACUUACCUAGGCGCUUGAACUCUGGCUUCUACUUUGCCCGUUCAGAUAGUUCGACAAUUGCUGCUAUGAAGAAGGUCGUGGCACAUGCAGCAACUUCGGGUCUAUCUGAACAGCCAAGCUUCUAUGAUACACUAUGUGGAGAAGGGGGCUCCAAUCGUGUGGGUGCCAAUAGAUGCUUAGAACCUGAAACAAAUCUGACUGUCCAUUUCUUGGACAGAGAUCUCUUCCCAAAUGGGGCAUAUCUAGAACUAUGGCAUAGGAAAAAUGUGAGAGCAGCCUGUGUGAAGCAGGGAUGUUUGGUUAUCCAUAACAAUUGGAUCAGUGGGAGGCUGAAGAAGCUAGAAAGACAGAUGUUAUCUGGCCUAUGGGACUUUGAUACUAGCACAAGAAUGUGUCAGGCACAACUAUGAAUUGGUAAAUACAUUCUGAAACCUAGUUAGUGCUUUAUU
Messenger RNA from Rosa chinensis, 4976 nucleotides. RefSeq names its product transcription elongation regulator 1. The coding region runs from base 129 to 4937 and encodes 1602 amino acids. Gene Ontology annotation, molecular function: glycosyltransferase activity. The record is from RefSeq and is a predicted model, not a curated record. Lineage: Eukaryota; Viridiplantae; Streptophyta; Magnoliopsida; Rosales; Rosaceae. The transcript has 17 exons.